AUGCAAGAGCACAUCCGACGUGCGCACCCCAACUACUACAUUCCCAAGCUUCCCGCAACCGAGGAGAGCUUUCAGUUGAUGGUCAGCACUCCACCGGAUCAGAGGCCGCACCAGCAGCAACCACCUCCCACCUCACAUCCUCGUCGAGGCCCAAAUGAUAUCGUCGACAGAGAUCUCUUUGCUCGAGACCAGAACUCGCCUGCCACUCCACGAACCUUGGAUGAAGCUCAUCCAGCGGCUGCCACAGCUGCUGUGGCUUUGGCGCAGCUUCAGCACCACCGAUUGAUGUCUGAAUGGGACUCUGAAGUGGACGCCCACUCUGACACCGAUAUGAGAAGGGACCGUAUGCGCUCCUCCGUGGAGCUACCUCCCCUUCGUGACCACUUCAAGCAGGAAUCAAUUCCUCCCUUUUCUCCCCGUCCACGAGAGCUGCUUCCCUCAAUCUUGGCGCAUUCACCGCCAGGCCGCUCAUCAACCUUGCCGCCGAUUCAACGAAGGGAGAAAAUUCAGCGCUCUCGUAAAGGUUCGCUAACACAAGCUCGUAAAGGGAAACACGAACGUACAAGAUCAAAGGAGUACGGUCGCCGCUCCAGCAUCAACGAACGCAAAGCGUUAUCUGCGGAACCCCAGACUGCAGCUUGGGUCCAAGGAAAGCGAUGGGAAGAUUUAAUUGAGGCCGCAACUUCUGCUACAGAGGUCGAUGACGACCAUGACAUGACGCCUGUCCCUCAUUCGCCGUCAUUCCGCUCUCUUGCCAGUGUGACUUCAGCGCCUUCAGUUCAGAAACAUCGCUCAUCCCUACCACCUGCAUUUCAGCCAACACCUGGAUUACCACCCGCGCAAUCUUCCUAUCCUAGGCAAUUCGCACCACCAUCUUACACCGCUUCUCCUCUCCAAAAAGCACUUACACCUCCCCCGUACGAACACGGCGGCCCUCCAGAUACGGACUUGGAACCGUUCCCGUCAGUUGAGUCGUCUUUGGAUUCUAAUUCCUCUGUAUCUGGCAAAAACUUCCACAUGUCCACGACUGGGUUGCCUCCGCCAAUGUCUGAUUCCAGCCCUAUACAACCGCCUCGUCCUGGCACUAGUUCCUACCCGCCACCUUCACAUCCCCACCAGCUACAACCACAUAUCCGAAACCGAAUUCACCAUCGAUUGUCCAAUCCUACCCCUUUCAGCAGUCACAGCGGCAAAGACGUUCAAAUCUACUGCGCUUCCUGCUCUAGACCAUGGCCUCUGCGCGACUGCCUUGCGUGCACCGAGUGUAUCUGUGGUGUCUGCAGGGAGUGCAUCGGCAUGAUGGCUGGUACUAUCGGAGCGAGCCCUGCUUCGAUUUUAAACCCAACUAGCAACCCUGGAAACGGGAUUGCCGGCAACGGAAAUCUGAGCGCGCCCAGAACAGGCUUGCCGAACCGAAGAGGGUGCCCAAGUUGCGGGAUCAUCGGUGGGAAAUGGAAACAUUUCCAGCUAGAUUUCCGGUGA
This is a messenger RNA of Uncinocarpus reesii 1704, 1482 nucleotides long. RefSeq names its product RfeD protein. The transcript has 4 exons. Lineage: Eukaryota; Fungi; Ascomycota; Eurotiomycetes; Onygenales; Onygenaceae. The record is from RefSeq and is a predicted model, not a curated record. Bases 1 to 1482 code for a protein of 493 amino acids.